AAAAAAAUGCAGUCUAACUUCUUCAUUAACUCACCAAUAUCCAUUAUGAGUUAUCAAUACAAAAUUUUCGAACAAACUACAAAUCCUGACAAUCAAUUUACCAGCUUUACCACCGUUACCAUCAGUGAGGUUGACUCUAGCGACAUGUUGCCGCCAAUGCCACAAGCGUCAUAUGAAAUCAGCGAUGUCGACGAUAGCUACGACAUGGAGUUCGAUGACAGCGACAGCGAUGACAGCGACUCAUCACAAUUUAUUGAAGAGCAUUGGUUUCCAUCCUUGUUACGAAAAUCGUUAAUUGAGUUUCUUGACGACGGAGACGAGGGAGAUGACAACACUAUGACAGACAAUAUGCAAGUCCUGUCGUCUUCAGAGUUUGCGGAGAUUGAAGAAUGGAGCAGUAGUGACGAGGACCAUGACAUGGAGGAGGAUGAAGACCCUGCCCCUGCUACCCAUAGAAAAAGAGCAGGAUCUACUCGUCGCCAUGAUCGCAAGAAAUCAAGAAAGAUUAGAAACCGAAGUGAUGACGAAGAAUACGAUUCCACUCCGGUGCCUAUCGAAAUUGUACAUAUUGUUUUGUAAAUAGGACCAUCAAAUAUUUUUGAUGUGUGAAGAUAGUAUUUUUUGAGCUGAGCAUAAAAAAAAAAGAAAUGUAAACGAGGUUAUGGCUUCAUUUUUUUUUCUUUUGGCUUUUUCGCUUUAGAAAUAAUGUGAUAUAGGGUUUUCAUAAAUCGGGUGAUACAAUCAAGAAAUUUAAUCGGAAGUUGCCAAAGUGAAAGGUUAUCACGACAUGUUGGAAGAGUCUCCGGAAUAAGUUAUAUUGCUAUCCCAAUGUAAC
This is a messenger RNA of Radiomyces spectabilis, 835 nucleotides long. RefSeq lists its product as uncharacterized. The transcript has a single exon. Lineage: Eukaryota; Fungi; Mucoromycota; Mucoromycetes; Mucorales; Radiomycetaceae. The record is from RefSeq and is a predicted model, not a curated record. Bases 7 to 579 code for a protein of 190 amino acids.